AUUUGAAGUCGUGACGGUGUGAUUUGGACCUCAGAGUGUUGACGUCCGUCUGCUGAUGUAGAGAGGAUGACGAGUGACGUGUGUGUCCUGAAGUACAGAACAGGAAGAAGAAAACACAAUGGAAAAUGGGCCGAACCUGAACUUCCUGUCCCUGAGACCAAAAUAACACCUGGUGCAGAGUUGAUCUUUACCUUCUUUAUUAAGCUCCUCAUGCCUCCCACCACUCCGUACGCUGGGAAGUUCAGCGGCUGCGUGCCCUACAACAACAACAACCACCAUCCUCAGCCCCCCGGCCCGUACAACAACGGCAACCCCCCCACAGCUGUCAAAGACAACAUCUACAACGCAGCCUACACUGCUGAGAACCCCUACGACGUCCCUCAGCCUCACUGCUCCUGCCGCACCUCCUCCGUCUCCCCCGCCGCGGCGACGGAGCAUCAUCACUACCGCGGCAGCCGCAUGGUGGCGGAGAACCCGUACUCCUCGCCGCAACCUCGCAGCCCUUCGCAGCACGGCAGCUUCUGUCCGGGCCGGGCAUCCCGCCACGCCUCCACCGCGACGAGCAGCAGCAGCAGCAGCAUCAGCAGCAGCACAGGAGGUGGCAGCAGUGAGCAGUCUUGUCGUAACAACACCGUGACCGUUGGUUCUUCUGCGGCAAAGACUCGACCCCACGGACACGGCGUCACAGCCAGCUAUGGGGAGAUGUGUUACCAUGACAACAGCCUGGUCUCAGCCUCUCUUGAAGCUCUGAUCCAGCACCUGGUCCCCACCGUGGACUACUACCCUGAUAGGUCGUAUGUUUUCAUGAGCCCCCGCCUCUUCCUCCCGCCGUACGAGUUGAUGACGAGGGUUUGCCACCUGUGUGUGGAGCAGCAGCGCUCUGGAGACGCCCUGCUGGACAAGAUCCGUUUCCGAGAGGUGGCGCCAAAGCUGGUGCAGCUGCUCACUGAAUGGACGGAAACGUUUCCUUAUGACUUCAGGGACGACAGGAUGAUGCGCUGCCUGAAGGACAUGACGCACCACGUGGCUCGAGGGGACGAGUACUCGUGGAGAGCCAUGCAGCAGAUGACCCAGCGGCUGAUCAAACGUCUGUCGGCGCUCGGUCAGUACGAGGAAGCUGUGGCAGAACUGAACGCUGCGGCGGCCGAGCGUCCGGCUGCGCUGAAGAGCAAACAGGCGUCUGGUCAGAGGAGCGACGUACUGAGUGUGUGUGACGACCCCUUCAUCCUGGCUCAGCAGCUCACACACAUCGAACUGGACAGACUGAGUUUCAUCGGCCCUGAAGAGUUCAUCCAGUCGUUUGCCAUGAAGGAUCCUCUGGAGAACCACAAGGGUUUCUUUCGGAAGCGGAAAACCAGUAACCUGGAGGCCUACGUGAACUGGUUCAACAGACUGAGUUACCUGGUGGCCACGGAGAUCUGCAUGCCGGUGAAGAAGAAGCACAGAGCGCGGAUCAUCGAGUUCUUCAUCGACGUGGCUCAGGAGUGUUUCAACAUCGGCAACUUCAACUCCCUCAUGGCCAUCAUCACCGGGAUGAACAUGAGUCCAAUCGCGCGGCUGAAGAAAACCUGGAGUAAAGUCAACACGGACAAGUUUGAAAUCCUGGAGCAUCAGAUGGAUCCCUCCAGUAACUUCAGUAAUUACCGCACUGCUCUCCGCGGCGCCACCCAGAGGUCUGAGACGGGUCACAGCAGCCAGGAGAAGAUUGUGAUUCCUUUCUUCAGCCUCUUGAUCAAAGACAUCUACUUCCUGAAUGAAGGCUGUUCCAGCCGACUGACCAACGGUCACAUCAACUUCGAGAAACUCUGGGAACUGGCCAAGCAGGUGAGCGAGUUCCUGGUUUGGCGUCAGGUGAUUUGUCCUUUCGACAGAGACAGAAGGAUCCUGCAGUACCUGGUCACCACUCCAGUGUACAACGAAGACGAACUUCAUCUGGCCUCGUAUGAGAGUGAAGGACCGGAGAACAACAUGGAGAAGGACAGUCGACGCUCCCUCAGGUGGGUGUGGCCUAUCAGUCGAUGCUCCUUCAGGUGGGUGUGGCCUAUCAGUCGACGCUCCCUCAGAUCUUCUCUCCUGCAUCGUGAGAACCGAUCCUGAGGCACCGUUCUCCAGCACUGUAAAUACCAUGUACAUAUGGAGGAUGAAAACAUCUUCCACCGUGACUUCAUCUUUGUACCAUGUGACAACAGUCUCGUGAUAAUCCUCUGAAAUGACUUCACUGCACUUAGCUGUGUAUUACUGCAUUAUUAUACACAGUAUUAGUUUGUAUAUUUCUCUGAUUGGACGGCUGGUUUGAAGGUCGUGUG
This is a messenger RNA of Cynoglossus semilaevis (tongue sole), 2306 nucleotides long. Its product is annotated as ras-GEF domain-containing family member 1B-B-like. The record is from RefSeq and is a predicted model, not a curated record. Gene Ontology annotation, molecular function: guanyl-nucleotide exchange factor activity. Gene Ontology annotation, cellular component: plasma membrane. Lineage: Eukaryota; Metazoa; Chordata; Actinopteri; Pleuronectiformes; Cynoglossidae. Gene Ontology annotation, biological process: Ras protein signal transduction.